Molecule: messenger RNA, 873 nt
Organism: Triticum turgidum subsp. durum (durum wheat)
Lineage: Eukaryota; Viridiplantae; Streptophyta; Magnoliopsida; Poales; Poaceae
Source: the annotation of a GenBank genome assembly
AUGGCGGCGGCCGCUCCCCCUCCCGCGGCGGCGCUGGAGCAGCUGAGCAAGACCAAGAUGUUCGGCGGCCACAACCUCCGCUUCCGCCACCAGAGCGCCGCCCUCGGCUGCCCCAUGACCUUCUCCCUCUUCCUCCCCGCGUCGCCGGCCUCCAAGCUCCCCGUGCUGUACUGGCUCUCCGGCCUCACCUGCACCGACGAGAACUUCAUCAUCAAGUCCGGCGCCCAGCGCGCCGCCGCGGCCCACGGCGUCGCCCUCGUCGCCCCCGACACCUCCCCGCGUGGACUAAAUGUAGAAGGAGAGGCAGAUAGUUGGGAUUUUGGUGUUGGUGCUGGAUUUUAUUUGAAUGCCACAAAUGAGAAGUGGAAGAACUGGCGCAUGUACGACUAUGUUGUGAAGGAGCUGCCAAAAGUUUUAAGUGACAACUUUGAACAGCUUAACACGUCAUGUGCAUCAAUUUUUGGCCACUCUAUGGGAGGUCACGGCGCACUGACUAUCUACUUGAAGAACACUGACAAAUACAAGUCAGUGUCUGCGUUUGCUCCAAUUGCUAACCCAAUAAACUGCCCUUGGGGUCAGAAAGCAUUCUCAAACUAUCUGGGUACAACUAAAUCAGAAUGGGAGGAAUAUGAUGCAACCCUGUUGGUUAAGAAGUGCAGCACGCUUUCAACUCCUAUCUUGGUUGACCAGGGAGAGGACGACAAGUUCCUGGCGGAGCAGCUGCUGGCGGGCAACUUUGAGGAGGCGUGCAAGGCGGCGGGCGCUCCCCUGACCCUGCGCAUGCAGCCGGGGUACGACCAUUCCUUCUUCUUCAUCGCCACCUUCAUCGACGACCACAUCGCGCACCACGCCCAGUUCCUCAAGAGCGGCUGA